This is a messenger RNA of Drosophila hydei, 950 nucleotides long. RefSeq names its product E3 SUMO-protein ligase NSE2. The transcript is spliced from 3 exons. Gene Ontology annotation, molecular function: SUMO ligase activity; zinc ion binding. The record is from RefSeq and is a predicted model, not a curated record. Gene Ontology annotation, cellular component: nucleus; Smc5-Smc6 complex. Lineage: Eukaryota; Metazoa; Arthropoda; Insecta; Diptera; Drosophilidae. Bases 258 to 935 code for a protein of 225 amino acids. Gene Ontology annotation, biological process: double-strand break repair via homologous recombination; protein sumoylation.
AAUUUUUAGAUUAAUAAUUGCGAAAAAACAAGAAUUUUGUCUUCACAUAAACUCAUAAAGCAAAGCCUACAAGAUUGGGAUGGGUCUGUCGCUUAAAAAAUAGCGCGCAGAUCUGAUUGAGCGACGCUCUGGCUCAACUCCCAAAAGCGAUUGAUACGUUCCGAUAACUAAAUCCAAAACCCAAUAAUCGGCGUCCCGAAGAUUAACAAGUGGGUUAACAGCAGUUGAAUGAACGUAGUAUUUGCUAAUAUAUAUACAUGAUGGAGUUUUUAAGUAGCCUUGAAGACGUAAAACAAACCAUUAUUGAAAAUAGCAAAUUUAUUAAGUCAUUGGAAAACUGCUGUGAUGACAGUUUCCGCGACAGUUUACAAAAAUUGGUUGAUGAAACAAUGAAGGGCCGACUGGAGAUCGGUGAACGUAUAAUUGCUUUGAAGACCAAGCAGAAACGCAUAGAUGAUGCUUUGCAAAAGGCAUUAUCUGAAACUGAUACAGUUGAACAGUUAAAUGUAAAAUGUACAGAAUUUUUUGAAAAGGAAGACAAGAAACGAAUUAACGUUAAACUAUCGACCGAGUACAAAGAGUUUAAACAACAAAUGAACUCCGCGUUUGGUGGAUCGAAUGUAACAAACGUUGAUGAUGAGGAUGUGGCCGAAGUUAUGGAGCCCGGUGGCAAGGUCGUCUCAAUGUUUGAUCCCUGGUCCAAGGCAUUGAUGUUGAAUCCUGUGCGAAACAUUAAAUGCGGGCAUCACUAUGAAAGAGAUUCUGUGAAUGCCAUUAUAAAAGACAAUUGUGGUAUACGUUGCCCAGUAGUGGGAUGCGCGAGUAAAUGUUUUAUACAGCCUAACCAUCUGGAGCCUGACAUGGCUUUGCGGGACAAAAUAAGAGCGUACAAAGCUGAACAGGAAUUAUCUGAUUCUUCAUCAGAAGAAGAAUAAGAAAGAUUCAUUUAU